CAUCUCAUCUUUACUUCCAGUCUUUUCAUUGCAUUCCAUUUACUCUAGAAUCACGCUCUCGAGACACUAAGCAAACACAGUGUAUAGACGACAAAGCAAAAAGUCAUUAUGGAUACUAAUCCUCAGCUAAUCAGGAGAACACACUCGCCCUUCGUCGCUGCUGCUGCUGCCGCCGCACCCUCAGAGAGUCAUCAUUUACAAUCUCAUCUAACUCCAAUGGCUGGCCAAGGCAUAAGACCAACAGGGAUGAGUGCAUCUUCAUUAGGAUUCGACAAUAGUCUUAAUAGUGGUAAUAGUCUUGUGCAGCUCAAGAAGCCUUUGAGUGGAGCAGGGACACAUAGUCAUGUCCAUGGAUCGCAUACUCAGCAUCAAGAUGGUAAUCAAGAUCAUGGCCAUAUUUCAAGAAUAGGUCAUGCGGGCGGGGCCCACAUUGGUGUACCAACUGAGCACCCCCAUGUACACCAUAGUCACCAACACCAUCAAUAUCAUCAAAUCUCAUCAGAAUCGCACCAGCAUGAAUCUCAUCACUCUCAUCAGACUCCAACCUUUCAUCAGAAUCAUCACCAUCACCAUCACCAUGAUAACCAAGGACACGAACACGGCCAUGAGCACGGACACGGCCACGGCCAUGGACACGAUCACAGUCAAAAUCAUAACCAUAGCCACAGCCAUAGUCAUGGACAUGGACAUGGCCAUGACCACGCUCAUCAUCACCACAGCCAUGAUCAUGGACAUGAUCAUCACCUUCAUCACCACUAUCCUGUUAGUUUUCGAUCUCAAUUGCCUACAUAUGGACAGAUUUUUGGAGACCUUUUGCCCAAACAAAAGACAAUGUUUACUUGGGUCUUGAUCCAUUUGUCAAUCGCUAUCAUGACAUGGGUCUCCGGAAUGGGAGCUGGCUCCUUAUCAAUUAUCGGAUUGGCCUAUAUGAUGCUUUUUGAUGCUUUUGGCGUUCUCAAUAUAUUUGCGUCAAGUGUCGUCCAUAUGAAUAUAAAAAUGAAAAAGUCUACUGUGAAGCAUCCCUUUGGAGUGCAACGCUUCGAAAUCCUAUUUGGGCUAUUCAAUGCUAUCUUCUUGAUGUUCAUCGGCAUGAACAUGCUCAAAGAAAGUUUGGAGCAUCUCAUGCUCGAAGACGAUCAUCAUAAUGGAGCUAUCGUGCGAGUGCCUUUAUUUUGGGCAAUGGUCGGCUUGUGCGCCACAUUAGUGUCUUCAUUAGGAUAUCAAAACCAUAAACAGUUUUGCCUUUUAUUAGACUCCAAUUCUCUCACAUCGACACAGGCAGCUUUUAGUCGCUCUAGUGCGUCAAAGGCAGCCCUUUUGAUGAAUAACCAAUUCACACUUACCAGCUUGGCUUGUGUCGGAGGAGUGGUCCUUGUGGCUAUGUUUCCACAUGUGGACGCCUUGGACAAAUUAGUGGCAAUCGGACAAUCCUUUGUUAUGUUCUGGCUUGGAGGACCAUUGGCCAAAGCCUUGGGUAUGGUCCUAUUGCAGACAACCCCUCCAAAGGCUCUUGAAGGGAUCGAAGAGGCUAUUCGCCAGCUUUCACUCUCCAAUCCAGCAAUACUUAGACUAGAGCGUACUCAUGUCUGGAGUAACACGUAUGGACAGUUGAUUGGCACAUUAAUUGUGAAUGUUACCAAAGGUGCAGAUGAACAAGCGAUCCUUACAAGUAUUCACCAGAGUUUACAAGCCUUCAUGGACUUGGACGCACAAUCUGAGGGCACUGGCGAGUUGACCGUGCAAUUGGUACAAGAUCAUUAAAUAUGUAUAUAUUUCUCAAGCUCCCAAUUUUCUACUCUGUGGUCUCCAUUCCUUUCCUUUUACUUGUUUCCCAGGACGAUGCUUAUGAAUUAAGAAU
Messenger RNA from Lobosporangium transversale, 1858 nucleotides. Its product is annotated as cation efflux family-domain-containing protein. Bases 109 to 1761 code for a protein of 550 amino acids. Gene Ontology annotation, biological process: transmembrane transport; zinc ion transport; intracellular zinc ion homeostasis. Gene Ontology annotation, cellular component: Golgi apparatus; membrane. The record is from RefSeq and is a predicted model, not a curated record. Gene Ontology annotation, molecular function: zinc ion transmembrane transporter activity. Lineage: Eukaryota; Fungi; Mortierellomycota; Mortierellomycetes; Mortierellales; Mortierellaceae. The transcript is spliced from 6 exons.